Nezara viridula (southern green stink bug) is the source of this 2208-nucleotide messenger RNA. Lineage: Eukaryota; Metazoa; Arthropoda; Insecta; Hemiptera; Pentatomidae. The record is from the annotation of a GenBank genome assembly.
AUACCUUGCUUUAAUUUCUUUUUUGGUGGCACAUUCUCAUCUUCCAGACCCAUUAGAAUAAUUACUAACAAUAAGACUCUUAACUAAAACUUCAAUUCUAAACCACUCAACAGGUAUCGGUAUUUUCUUAAUUUGACAUAGUGAAAUGAUUUCUAAUUACCGACUUAGAUACAAAUUUAAAAUAUAAAAAAUAACACGAUCGCGAAAAGAAAGAUAAGUAAAGCGAAGGCUUAGACACAAAACUUCAUUCAUUAAAAAAACUAAGAAUUGUAGGAGGUAAUAAAAAGCAAAUUCAGCGCGAAAACAAGGAAGGGAUACUUGAUAGUUUGUUUAUCUCCUUUUCAUCAUAUCCAUAAUUUCAGAACGUUUGAAUGCAGUUUUCUAAAAUAUACAUCCAAAUUUUUAGAGAAUUACUUUUUAUAAAUAGUAUUUUAUAAUUUAAAAAAAAUAGACAAUUAAAUAACUAUUCCUUGGAUAUUAAUUGGUUUAAAUUUUAUACGCUGGGAGCGCUUCUAUCUUUUCUUCCAGCAUGGCCGUUCAAUUUCUGCAGAAAUUCUCUUGUACAUUGAGUGCCAGUAGAACAUAUAGUACAGCAUUGAGGAAAGCAACAUUAAUUCCUGGAGAUGGAAUUGGCCCUGAAAUUUCUGCUGCAGUCCAAAAAAUAUUUAGUGCUGCUGGAGUACCGAUUGAGUGGGAAAUAGUUGAUGUCACACCUGUAAGAGGACCAGAUGGAAAGUUUGGAAUACCUCAGUCUGCAAUUGAUUCUGUUAACAGAAACAAAGUCGGACUUAAAGGUCCACUGAUGACACCAAUUGGUAAAGGCCAUAGAUCUUUAAACUUGGCUUUGAGAAAAGAAUUUAACCUUUAUGCGAAUGUGAGGCCAUGCCGUUCAAUCGAAGGAUACCCUACACUCUAUGAGAAUGUCGAUGUUGUGACAAUCAGAGAGAACACAGAAGGUGAAUAUUCGGGGAUAGAACAUGAAAUUGUGGAUGGAGUCGUUCAGAGUAUCAAGCUUAUCACUGAAGAAGCAUCAAUGAGAGUUGCUCAGUUUGCUUUCAAAUUUGCCAAAGAACAAAAUAGGAAGAAAGUGACGGCUGUUCACAAAGCCAAUAUCAUGAGGAUGUCAGAUGGGCUCUUCCUGAGAUGUUGCCGAGAUGCAGCGAAGGAAGUUCCAGAAAUCAGGUUUGAAGAAAAAUACCUUGACACUGUUUGUCUAAGCAUGGUCCAAGAUCCAUCUCAGUACGACGUCUUGGUCAUGCCAAACCUUUACGGUGAUAUCCUAUCUGAUAUGUGCGCUGGGCUUGUUGGAGGUCUGGGACUCACACCCUCUGGAAAUAUUGGAACUAAUGGCGCAUUAUUUGAAUCGGUGCACGGUACCGCUCCUGAUAUUGCUGGUAAAGAUCUUGCUAACCCGACUGCUCUGCUUUUAUCUGGGGUGAUGAUGUUGCACUAUUUAGAGCUUAGUAGUCACGCUGACAAAAUAAAAGCAGCUUGUUUAGAAGUGAUCAAAGAAGGUAAACAUCGUACUGGAGAUCUAGGCGGUACUGCCACCUGUUCAAAAUUCACAGAUGAAAUAUGUAAAUUGGAUGAGUUUGAAGGAAAACAUCCUCAUCAAGAAAAGGAACCUUUAAAAGGAUUUGAGGGUGGUGUGAAUCCUGUUACUGGAGAAAUUGGUGGGCCAAUAGGCCCAGAACCGACUAGAUAUGGAGACUGGGAGAGAAAAGGGAGGGUUUCAGACUUCUAGCUCUUAACUCUCUGCAUUAGUUGUCUUAUUGGCAACCUUAUGAAAAAGGAUAUUAUUGCCCCAAAAGUCAAAGAAAUAGUAGGUUUCUUGAUGGUGAAGCUUCUAUGAAAACAAGUGAUUCAUAUGACAGAAUUCAUAGAAAUUACAGAGACUGAAAUGGAAAACACAUUUUUUUUUUUUUUUAAUACUGUUAAAAUUUAUUUAUAAUCACAUUGUCUGUAAUAUGGUUUUGUGUUCAUAUCAGUUGCUAAGUAUUUUAUCAUUUUCAAUUUCUUCUAGUUCGAAUCAACGUUAUUUUUAUGCGGUUGUGUGAAUUAAAAGUAUAUUAAAUGUUUAGCAUAUUAGAGAUUCACCAAGAGGUGAUGCAACAUUCUAAAAGGAGUUAUUGUUGUUAUCAUCAAAAUUAGUGCUAUCAGAAAUAUUAAAGUGUGAAAUGUCAUAUUUACACAGUGUAUAAAUAAUAA